CGAGGACGCAAUGAGAGAAGAAGCUAGCUAGUAUAGCUGUAUAUUUGGAAUAGUGGGCUGCUCUCGUCAGCUGGCCUGUCAUUAAGCUUGUCCAAAACUUGCUCGUCUCAGCAAGAAUCAGAGAGCGUUUAUAGGCUGAAAAAGGAUAUCUGUCUGUGAAGUGACUGGGGCUAAGACGAGAAGCUAACACCAAACUUGACUCAGGAAUGACUGACAGCGUUGCAGUGUCUCCACGUCUGAGAUCACGGUGCUGAACCGGGGGAGCUGCCGGCGGAAUGAUCCAGCAGGGUGGCACCAGCCGUCCGCGUGAAUAAGAGGAGGAGGACAAAGGAGAAGAUGGGUGUGAAUGCCUCCAGCUACCCUCACUCCUGCUCCCCUCGCUUUGGGGGUAGCUCUCAGACCCAACAGACUUUCAUAGGGACGUCGUAUACACCACAGGGCUACGGAGGUGAGUCAAAGCUCUAUAGUCUUGAGCAUGGGCCAGAGAAGCCACAGGACAAAAAGAAGAAGAGUUCGGGACUAGCCACACUCAAGCGACGCUUCAUCAAGCGACGCAAGUCCAGUCGUUCCGCCGACCACGCCCGGCAGAUGCGAGAGCUCCUUUCUGGCUGGGACGUGCGUGAUGCCAAUGCUUUGGUGGAGGAGUACGAGGGCACGGCUGCCCUCAAGGAGCUCAGUCUGCAGGCCGGCCUGGCUCGCCCCGAGGCCCGGACCCUUCAGCGUGACCUGGCUGCCCUGUACCAACACAAGUACUGCACUGAUGUGGACCUUAUCUUCCAGGAUGCCUGUUUCCCCGCCCAUCGUGCCAUCCUGGCAGCUCGAUGCCCCUUCUUCAAGACGCUGCUCUCAUCCUCGCCCGGCUACGGUGCCGAGGUGCUUCUGGACGUGGGCACAGUGGGCAUGGACGCGCCAAUGUUCUCCGCCCUGCUGCACUACCUGUACUCGGGUGAGCUGGGUGCAGAGGACGUGCGACUGCAGAACCUGGAUGUGCUCGUGCGUCUGAGCGAGGAGUUUGGGACGCCCAAUUCGCUGGAGGCCGACAUGCGAAGCCUCUGUGAGCACAUGUGCUACUAUGACUCUCUGCUCAGCUUCUCUUCUGACUCAGAGCUGGUGGAAGGUUUUGGGGUUGGGGGUGGAGGGACUCCUGGAGGCGGUAGCGCAGGUUCUGGAGUCCCUGGUGUUGUCGAAGAAGAACUGAGAGCCCACAAAGCCGUGUUGUCUGCACGCUCCCCUUUCUUCCGGAACCUCCUACAGCGUCGCAUCCGCACCGGAGAGGAGAUCACUGAGCGCACGCUGCAGACACCCACACGCAUCAUCUUGGACGAGUCCAUCAUCCCCAAGAAGUAUGCCCGCGUCAUCCUCCACUGCAUGUACACGGACGCGGUGGACCUUUCUCUGGUCCUGCGUGGGAGCCCCUCAGUGGGCAGCCUAGGAGAAGUGCAGGCCCUGGUGGCUGGGAGAGGAAGCAUGAGCCGAGCGGAGGAAGCCAUGGAGCUGUACCACAUCGCUCUGUUCUUGGAGUUCAGCAUGUUGGCUCAAGGCUGUGAGGACAUUAUAGCGGAGAGUAUAUCUCUGGACUCAGUGGUACCCAUCCUGAAGUGGAGUUCCCAGCCAUAUGGCUCCAAGUGGGUACACAGACAGGCCAUGCACUUCCUGUGUGAGGAGUUCAGCCAGGUCAUGACCUCUGAUGUUCUGUAUGAGCUGAGCAAGGAGCACCUGCUGAACGCCAUCCAGUCCGAUUACCUGCAGGCCAGCGAACAGGACAUCCUCAAGUACGUUGUCAAGUGGGGAGAACACCAGCUCAUUAAGAGGAUGGCUGACCGAGAGCCUAACCUGUUGAGUGGCACAGCUCACAGUGUGAAUAAGCGCGGUGUGAAGAGGAGAGAUCUGGACCUUGAGGAGCUGAAAGAGAUCCUGUCUCCACUGCUGCCUUACGUCCGUACUGAGCACAUACUACCACCCAACAGCGAAGUUUUGGCUGAUACUAUGAAAAGGGGUCUUAUCAGCACCCCUCCGUCAGACAUGCUCCCCACGGCAGAGGGGGGCAAAGCCAACGCGUGGCUCCGUCAGAAGAGUGCUGGUAUCUACGUUCGCCCCCGCCUCUUCUCGCCGUAUGUAGAGGAGGCCAAGGCGGUGCUGGAUGAGAUGAUGGUGGAGCAGACUGAUCUGGUUAGACUACGCAUGGUGCGAAUGUCCAACGUACCCGAUACCCUUUACAUGGUUAACAAUGCUGUCCCCCAGUGCUGUCACAUGAUCAACCACCAGCAAAUGGCAGGCAGUCAGACGGCCCCACCAUCUGUGGUAGCCAACGAGAUACCGGUUCCCAGACUGUCUGUGGUGAAAGAGAUGAUCAGGCGGUUGCAGGAGUUGCGACAUACAGACCAGGUGCAGCGAGCGUACGCGCUAAACUGUGGUGAGGGCGCCACUGUGAGCUAUGAGCUGCAGAUCCGCGUGCUUCGUGAGUUCGGCCUGCCAGAUGGUGCGGCCGAACUGCUUCAGAACCCACACAAGUUCUUUCCUGAGGAACGGUUUGGAGACGAGAGUCCGGUUCUGGCCCUGCGUCAGUCGGGCCGUUGCCGGGUCAACAGCACACCAGCAGUCGAGAGCAUGUUCACUGACCUGGAAACCCUGGUGGGGUUCCACCCUCCUCUGCCCCCACCACCUCCACCCUACCAUCCCCCAACUACGCCAGGCCACGCCCAGAUGAAGGCAGCCUGGAGACCACGUGCCCCUAGCCAGCCCCCCUCUCGCUCCUUCUCCUACCCCUGUAACCACACCCUGCUCCAUCGCCAGCCCUCCUCUAAAAUGGGCAGCCCAGCCUACCCACCUGGGGCAAAAGCCUUGCCCCCUGACUGCACCAAUCCACAGGGGGCACGAAGCCUGCAUCCAGACAAACAAGGGAACAUGGAACCAGUCAUUAACGAGUUUAUGCCCGAUAUCGCGAUGGGUGUGUCUGCCAUGAGCCUGAAGGAACACCGCCUGCCAGAAGUCACCAUGGAGGUCGAGGGUCAUGACCCACACACUCACACUUCCACAGCUCCACCCGUGUCUCACUGCUUCGCAGGCCGCCACCCACACUCUUCCCGAAAGAGGCACGCCGCUGAGACCAAGACGGAGGGUCAGCCUGACUUCCCAGACCUGUACGAGUUCUCUGGACGCCAUGCGCCUCCCUACAUGGGUCCGGAUCUCUACAGCCACAGUCGUCCCACGGCGGGCCCACCAGCGUACCCACCAGAUAUGCAGGGUCCCUCUCGCGGACCCCCCACGGAGGAAGCCCUACGCCUCGACGUGCUGGAGCAACCACCCCAGAGGCUGGAUCUGGCCCUGGGGGCACAAGCUGGACCCCUGCACGGGCCGUGGGCUCGCCCCAAAAAUGAAACGGACCUCACAUAUGGGCUUGGCCCCACCGACACGUAUGAAGAGUGGACCCCUGGCCGCCGGCCGGCCGGGGAGGGGUCGACGGGACCUGGAGAGGAGGGGGCAGGAGGUCGCGACCGACGCUCCCCCAAUAAACCAGAGUACCCUUAUAGGAAAUCUGCACUCUGACCUCACAGAGAGACUGAAGACAAAGGAUAAACGCAGACUGUAAGCUAACAGGUGAAGCCUUGGUGGGUGGGGCCUCUCUCUGCAUUUGUUGG
Messenger RNA from Chanos chanos (milkfish), 3638 nucleotides. RefSeq names its product BTB (POZ) domain containing 7 (gene btbd7). Gene Ontology annotation, molecular function: protein binding. The coding region runs from base 337 to 3546 and encodes 1069 amino acids. Lineage: Eukaryota; Metazoa; Chordata; Actinopteri; Gonorynchiformes; Chanidae. The record is from RefSeq and is a predicted model, not a curated record. Gene Ontology annotation, biological process: morphogenesis of a branching epithelium. The transcript has 11 exons.